This is a messenger RNA of Echinops telfairi (small Madagascar hedgehog), 790 nucleotides long. RefSeq names its product transcription factor E4F1-like. Bases 15 to 773 code for a protein of 252 amino acids. The record is from RefSeq and is a predicted model, not a curated record. The transcript has 2 exons. Lineage: Eukaryota; Metazoa; Chordata; Mammalia; Afrosoricida; Tenrecidae.
CACCCACUCCUAAGAUGCUCUCAGCAGCCCCUCUGAGGGCUAGGGAAAGGCUCUGGGGUCUGGCAUCACCUGGGCCCACUGAUGGCACCCCCACCCCCCACCCAGAUGAAGACGAUGUGCACAGAUGUGGCCGCUGCCAGGCCGAGUUCACCACUGUGGAGGACUUCGUCCAGCACAAGCUUCAGAAGGGCUGCCAGCGGGCCCCCCUGGAUGCCCUGCCCACCACCCCUGAGGCCACCGAACUGCUGGGCUCCGAGCAGGUGGUCCAAGCACCAGCCUCAGAGGAGCCCCUCACCCUGGCCCAUAUUGUGGUGGAGGCAGCGUCGCUUUCAGCAGACCUGGGCCAUGCGCCCGACCUUGUGGGUAAGUGGGACCAUGUGGGCCUUUUCUGGGCUAGGUGUGCUGGCUGUGGCUGGGCAUGGGAGGGGGCUGGUGUCUCCCAUCAGCCUUCUCAGGGCAGUGCUGGGGAGGGGGAUGAGGCUGGGGCUGGAGGUUCUCCCAGCGUCCACAGGGCUCAAUGGGCCAGGUGCCUCCACCUACCAGCCACCUCCUUCAACAUGGUCCCAGCUUGGCUCUCCCUGUGCACCCCCAUUGUCCCCCCGGUCCCCACUAGCCUCUGCCCUGACUCCUCGCCCAGCAGGUAUUCUGGAAGGCUGGUGCAAGCCUGGAGGGUGCCUGUGGGCCCCACUUGCCCCGAGACCUCGGCCUGCCCCUGCUGGCCUGCCCGAGGUGACCAUGCCAUCCUCCUGCCCCAGGGCUUUACAAGCUUGUGACGCUGCCCCAGGGCUCC